GGAUGCUUAUUUACCACUCACUCUCUGUUGAACUAUUAUUGUCACCUGGUAUUUCAAACUCAGUGAAGUGGCAAUCUCAAACCAUAGGAUGGCCGUACGCAUGGUGAAUCAAAGCCUGGUCUUACUGGUCGCAUUUUGUACUUGCACGGCUGUUUCCCUGGACUCUGAGCGGAGGUGUGAAAAUGGAGGAGAUUGUGUUUUGACGUGCACCGCAGUGAACAAACCGGGAGUGCAGUACAAGGAUCUGCGUUGGUCUAAGGAAACGCCGGAGGGCCUUGACGACCUGCUGAUCCGAGCUCUGCCGAACGGCACCACCAGGUACAUCGGGCUGCGGCGAGAGGUGCAGCUGUUGGAGGACCGCUGGGACAUCCUCCUGCCCAACGUGAGCUUUGGGGACAGUGGCACCUACCUGUGUCGCCUAGCCGACCCAGUGGGAGAACAAAGCCCAGUAGGACGCCUCAACCUCGCCGUCACAGGCGGUCCUGACGGUCCACCCAGGCUCCAGGUGUUGGUGUUUGUGGUUUUAGCCACAGUGAUGCUGGUCGGAGCACUGCUGCUAUUCACCUACAGCUAUGGCCGUCUCAAGGAUCUGCUACGGGAGAGGAGCAAGGUGAUAAUAAAGAGAGUCAGUUUAGGAGCACACCUUCAUCCACUUGACCUGAACGAACUGAAGUCCAUCCAGACCUUGGGUCCAAAAUGGUCCAAUGGUUCUAAAACAAAACAUUUGAAUAUUUGAGUUUAGUAUUUACAUUUACAUUUAGGGGAUUUAGCAGAAGCUUUUAUCCAAAGCGACUUACAAUUAGUACAUUUUUCAUAGUUAGGUGAAAAAAUAUAUCACUGUCGGUACAGUAAGGUAUUUGAACUAAACGUAAAAGACAAUACAUUCCUCAACAUGACAUUGACCGAGUUCUGCACUUGCCUUCAACAGUAAUGUUUAGACCCAGAAGUUAAUGUGUUUGAGGGUGUUGAUUUACACUAAAUCUAAUGUAACUAUGAGUGUGUUACUAACACUCAGACUAUUUGAUUGGCCUGAUGAUCUCUGGUGUGUCAGAGAGCUGUGACCCCCCAACUGUGGUAGGUUGCUAAUGGCCCCUGUCAGUUCCUGACCUAGAGACGCUAGACUCAUAAAAUUGCUUUGAAUCGCUGUAAUUCUCUGAAGUCAUCACAAAUAGAAAUCUGAUUUGUGAUUGGAAGAAGCCUGUUUCUGAUGAUUCUGACUCCUGGGAAGUACAUGUACAUUAUGUCUAUUUUUUUAUUCUUCAUUCAAACGCUAACAGUGUCCUUCGGUCAAAUUAUCAGCUCCUUCUGACCGGCCGUAUAGCUAGCAGUUAGCAAACCCACAUCCUGAAUGACCUGCAAGGUCAACUUCAGUCACGGGACCCUAGUUUCUCUAGGCAAGUUUUAAUCCGUCUUGAACAAAGCCUUGAUUGACAGCAACGCUGGUAGUUGUGCCUGUUUUGCUACAUAGGUCAACCGUAUUGUUACUUUAUAAUAUUAAUCCUUGCCUAUUUCAUCGUAUGUGUGCAUAUUAAUUGUCUGUAUGUUACAUGUGUAUAUGAUUGUGCCACUAUGAUGUCUCACUUGCAAAGGAGGAUCCUAACCUCAAUGAGAAGUCCUGAAUAGAUUAUUAAUAAAGGUUCAAUAAAUACAA
Molecule: messenger RNA, 1651 nt
Organism: Gadus morhua (Atlantic cod)
Lineage: Eukaryota; Metazoa; Chordata; Actinopteri; Gadiformes; Gadidae
Gene: cd83
Product: CD83 molecule
Exons: 5
Coding region: 89-736 (215 amino acids)
Source: RefSeq, a predicted model, not a curated record